AUGGUACAUGGUAACUAUGCUAUGACUUAUGUAUGGACUGCAGUGUCAAGGUAUAAUACCUUGACGUUGCUACCUUUCAAACAACAUCAAACCAACACCGUUCCAAAUUCAAUCUCACGGUCACGCAACCACAAAGAUGCAUUUUCGUGGGUACUUCAAGAGGUGCAAAGGCAAUACUCACAACAACAACCCAUGCGACAAGUGGGCGGAACCGAGGUCCAGAUUCUGCUGCGAUCACGUUUGCCUGAUCCGCAACCGCGUUAAGCUUCGAGUCGAGGGCAUUCGAACGUGUGCUUUCCGUAGGUCACUUGCACUACCUCUGAAGCUGCAUCAUCUAACAUGUACCUACUCAGAUACUUGCCGCACCCGACUCUGUUCAAACAUUGUGACACCAACCAAGUCUACGCCAGCGAAAUACUGCUCUGUGCACGCAUGCUCUCAGCAGCAUUGUCUCCGGGAUACCGUCGCCGAUGUGAGCUUUUGUAAAGCGCACGCUUGCAUUCGAGAUGAUUGCACGCUCGUGGAGAUGUCGGGUGUUGUCGAACUAAACCUCAUAUUGUGUAGACACUUGUCAUUGAUAAGUACUAUUAAUACUCUGUUCUGUAAAUAUAUACAUAUAUAUAGUCAAACAAAAAUAUGUCGUAAAGAAAAGCUAUAACCUACUUUGAAAAAAACCAAAACGAAAAGGGGGUAUCAAAAUGGCGAAAUCAUCCACAACUAUGGAGAAUAAAGACCCAGAUGUGAAAAAAGCGACCCUUGUGUGACCGCCCAAUCCAAACUCCUUUUCAUCUCAUAUGUGGGAUUUUUUUCUC
Messenger RNA from Alternaria alternata, 812 nucleotides. RefSeq lists its product as hypothetical. Lineage: Eukaryota; Fungi; Ascomycota; Dothideomycetes; Pleosporales; Pleosporaceae. The transcript has a single exon. Bases 137 to 658 code for a protein of 173 amino acids. The record is from RefSeq and is a predicted model, not a curated record.